AACCCUCCAACCCAGAACCACGUUGAAUUUCUCAGAUAUCCACUGAAAGAUGUAAUAGUCACUCACACCCUCCCAUCUCCGAAAUAAUCGGAUUGUAUCACCAUACCAGCACGCUCAAGACUCAGAAAGACCACCCACUUCAGACCACAUCAAUACAUAUAACACAAUGCGCAUCGAUUUCAAGCUACUGAGCUGCGACCCACUCACACCACCCAGCUCACCACCACUUGAUCCAGAAAAGGAUACCAAUCAGAAAGCCAGAGAAAAACAACUCAAGCCACCCUCCCCAUCGGACCAGGAUACGAAACUAGCCCAAGUACUGGAUGUAGAAGCCAUUCCGAUCAGCGAGCCCGCUACGUUCUCCCUCCCUAAGCCGGUCUUCGACAAUUGGUUCCCCUAUGGAUAUGACAGACCACUCAAACAGAACUACAAGACACCCACUCCGAUCACCUCAUUCUCGUAUGACCAGGAUGCCAAGAUUCGAUGUGGCCUUGACCAGUUCGUAUCCCUCAGGCCUUUCCUCGAAAGCGCCAAGCAUAUUGGCUUCGAUCUUAACACCGGGAUCGACGAGGCUGAAUAUGUAGAUGAACUUCAGAAAGCGGUGGAUAGAGGUAUCGAUGGACUUUUGCUAAGCCUGGCAGAUUUUCUGGACAGAAGCCACCCUGACCAUCAAAUCAGCAUAUCUCGAGAGAUCUUAUCAACUGAGCUGAUCACCUGGCGAUCCACCCUAGCCAAGCUUACAUUGACCGCAUACGAGACUACGCCGACCGGACGAAAUCCAUCGGGAAUCUGGACGAAGCGGGUGAUGAUGGUAGACGGGACGAUCUAUAUAGAAGAUGAAACUGGAAUCGAGGAUGUGGAAAACCUUGACGAGCUCAUGGACCGCGGUUAUGUCGAGGAAGGAGGGGUCAUCCAACCUUCUCAUGAUUGGGCCGUCCAAAUUUAUCAUGGAUACAGCUAUCAAAGUCUGCUGACCAACCAGGAAUUCCAGCCGGUUAAUAGGAAACCUCGAUGGAUCUCAGUCGUCCGUUCUAAUCUUAACGGCAUCCCAAUCAUCCUUGGUGGAGAAGUAGAUUGUGUCAGCUCUGAAUGCUUUCAAGAAAUACAGACCCCGGAUCCGACCAAUCAUCAUGAUCAUCAAGAGGCCGUGGAUGAUAAUCAUCAUGUGGUUCAAAAAGUCGUCCCACCCGAUCAGACCAUUGAACUCAAAACUUUCAUCCUGCCCUCUACCACUCGCCAGUACGCCCAUCUAUACCGAUACAAGAUGCUCAAAUUUUGGCUCCAAUCUUUUCUCAUGGGAACGCCUAAGGUGCAUGUAGGAUUCAGGAUCCGCGAAGGGAUUCUCGACAGGUCCACAACAUACCAGACGAAUGAGAUACCGGAGUUAGUUAACCGAAACGCCAAGCCAUGCUGUCGAUGGUCAGGUGAGGUAUGUCUGCAAAAUGGCACCAAGAUCGUCCAGUUCAUCCAAGACAAGCUCGCUCCAACAGUCAAAGGUAAACCCAGCCUUCAACGGCCCGACCAAGCUCGACAAGCUUAUAGGAAGAAUACAAAUCCUAUUUGGCAAGCUAGAAAGAAUACAAAUCCUACUCCUACUUCCAGUACUACUACUAGUCAAGCUUAUCCGAAUCGAUCCAAGUUCUUCCAAGACCGACUGGACGCAAUCGUUGCCGAAGAAUUCGAGCGUCAAGUGAACGUCCGGCGCGAAGACUCGGGCCUUCGCCAAUCCGGAUCGUGUCGGCUAUCCGAACUCUGUAAGGCGCAAGUGCGCGACCUCGACCGUUGGCCGGCUUAUCGCUUGGCCUUCCAUCCGUACCUCGGCCGCAAAGAUCCCCACUCUCAUGAUCAAGCGCACCCCCCCAGUUGCUUCGAGCUUGUCGAACUCUCCUUUGAUGAAGUAUCCAAAUCGAUCCUCAGCAAUAAACCUAAGAAUUUAUUCGAUGAUGGAAAUCCAUCAUCGUUGUCCUCAUCAUCAACUGAUGUUUCAACCGAUCAUCAGGAUCAGGAAAUAACCGACCGUGAACAAGACCGUUCAUCUGCCCAUAGGGUCGGCUUUCUUCCCCUUUUUUGGGUCCAACGAGUGGUCCAGAUGCGGCUCGACGUAUUGCUAUCGAAGCAUAAUAUGUGAUGUAUAUCUCAAACCUUGACAAGAGGGUCUUUCCUUUUUUUUAAGCCCCCUCCAAAUGUUGUGCGGGUAUUCUUGAUAUUCUUCUUGUAUUUUUGUAUUUGUAUCUGUAUCAUGUAUACCAACACACGCUUAAUACACGUACUGUACCAACACCUGCUAGUUUUUUUUUUCUUUUUUCCCCAUUCAUACACGAGGGAAACAAAUGUCAAAUGAUUGUUAUAUUCCCCUUUUUUGUUGUAUGUAAUAAUCAGAGUGGAUGGGACUGCUAUGUAUCAACACAUUCUCCUUAUGGAUUCUUCUAUGUAUCCUAUGAAAUACCAGCUUUGAAUGCCCAAAUAAA
Molecule: messenger RNA, 2468 nt
Organism: Puccinia graminis f. sp. tritici CRL 75-36-700-3
Lineage: Eukaryota; Fungi; Basidiomycota; Pucciniomycetes; Pucciniales; Pucciniaceae
Exons: 3
Coding region: 167-2128 (653 amino acids)
Biological process (GO): nuclear-transcribed mRNA catabolic process; NAD-cap decapping
Cellular component (GO): nucleus; cytosol
Molecular function (GO): mRNA 5'-diphosphatase activity
Source: RefSeq, a predicted model, not a curated record